Molecule: messenger RNA, 360 nt
Organism: Lymnaea stagnalis (great pond snail)
Lineage: Eukaryota; Metazoa; Mollusca; Gastropoda; Lymnaeidae
Source: the annotation of a GenBank genome assembly
UAUUCCAUUGCAAAAAGAAUCGUGAUAGUGCAGUCGUACGUUCUCACGGGUUCCAUUAAGGAAACGCAGGAAAUUUUUGCUGCAAAGUUUCUUGCCGCUGGUGUCCCAGCAAAGUGCGCAAUACAGCAGUUGAUGAAAAAGUGGCGUACGACAAGGUCAGUUGGAACUCCAAAAAGAAUCUGGUCUCGCCCGUCCGCACACCUGAGGCGAUCGCCGAUGUUUUUGCACGGAUGGAGAGAAGCCCUGCCAAGUCUACACGUAAGUUGUCUCAGCACGCGUACAUUUUGCGCACCUCUUGCCAGCGCAUUUUACACGACCGCCGAAGGAAACCGUACCAAGUGUCACGUGUGCAAAAACUGA